Molecule: messenger RNA, 5041 nt
Organism: Acanthopagrus latus (yellowfin seabream)
Lineage: Eukaryota; Metazoa; Chordata; Actinopteri; Spariformes; Sparidae
Product: BUB3-interacting and GLEBS motif-containing protein ZNF207-like
Exons: 12
Coding region: 166-1581 (471 amino acids)
Cellular component (GO): nucleus
Source: RefSeq, a predicted model, not a curated record
CUUAAACUUAUUAACUUUCUACUGAAUUGUGGAUUCAUGCGCCGUUAGACUUUUAACGUUAGCCAGAGCUGGAUGACCGAAAAGUACAUUGCAAAUGGAGUCGUGAUACGGAUAAGUUAGCUAUGGACGUCAAUUUACUGGCGGUAAACUGUCAGCACAGAGAUAAUGGGAAGAAAGAAGAAAAAGCAAAUGAAGCCUUGGUGCUGGUACUGUAACAGAGAUUUCGAUGAUGAAAAGAUUCUCAUUCAGCAUCAGAAGGCCAAACAUUUCAAGUGCCACAUCUGUCAUAAAAAACUCUACACUGGCCCUGGGCUUGCGAUCCACUGUAUGCAGGUACAUAAAGAGACAAUUGAUGGAGUUCCAAAUGCAAUACCUGGAAGGACAGAUAUUGAGCUGGAAAUAUAUGGUAUGGAGGGUAUUCCCGAAAAAGACAUGGAAGAGAGAAGAAGAGUGCUGGAACAAAAGAACCAAGAGACUCAAAAGAAGAAGCAGAACCAGGACGAUUCUGAUGAGUACGAUGAUGAAGACGAGCCUGGUCCCUCCUUCCAGCAGCCUGCUGCUGGCCAACCCCAGGCAGGCUACAUCCCCUCUAUGUCCCAGCCUGGCAUGCCACCUGGAUCCGGUGCUCCAGGGAUACCACCGGGCAGCUACUCAGGAAUUCCCCCAAUGCUGCCUGGUGUGCCACCAAUGAUGCCAGGAAUGCCACCUGUUCUGCCAGGAAUGCCUCCAGGGAUGAUACCGAUGGGUGGGAUGUUGCCUCCAGGUCCAGGGAUGCCUCCAAUGAUGCCAGGUGUGCCACCAGGCAUGCCUCCUCCAGUUGCCCACCGUCCAGGCAUGACACACAUGGCUCAGGUCCCCCCUGCUGCAAACAUGCUGACAAGACCUGCCGUUCCUGCUGCCACUGUCCCUUCAGCUCAACCUGAUGUCACAAAACCUCUUUUCCCAAUCGCUGGACAGAUGGGUAACCGUGUUGCAAGUACAAGCGCAGGCUCAUCAAGUGCAGACUCUCAGUCUGCCUCCCCUAAAGCUUUGUUUCCUACUGCAUCACAAAGUCAGCAGACAGUGUCAGGGUCCCCCCACCCUCCCUCCUCUACUUCCUCUGAUCCCUCAAAGCCCACAUUCCCAGCCUACACUCAGGCCACCGUAGCUGUGGUCAGCCCUAACUCUGGCAGUAGUACAGUCUCCAAACCUCCCUCUACUGUGACCAGUAAGCCUGCCACCCUCACCACCUCCAGUGCAACCAGUAAGUUGAUCCACCCUGAUGAGGAUAUCUCACUGGAGGAGUUGCGGGCACAGUUGCCCAGGUACCAGCGCAAUGUUCCCCGCCAAGCCCAGAGCACCGCUGCAGCACUGUCAAUGGGUCCCGUGGGUGGCAUGAUCUCUCCGCAGCAGCCUGGCAUGAGGCAUCCCCUACCUGGCCAGUAUGGUGGUCCACCCCAGGGGAUGCCAGGCUACAUGCCAGGAGGGAUGCCUCCGUACGGACAGGCCCCUCCUGUGGUUCCCCCAGGGUUCCAGGGAGCCCCUCCGAGGCCACCCAUGGGUAUGAGGCCCCCUGUCAUGUCUCCUGGAGGCCGCUACUGAAGCCUGCCUUCCCCUCUUCAAUAGGUUUGGACACUCAACCCUUUUCUAAUGUCCUCAGCUGCUAGUAGACAAACCAGUAUUGGUAUUCUAGUACGACGACGUACUGUUUAUUCUACCACUGAGCUAUGAGGAAGAGACACUGAAUAAACGGCAAAAAAAGUGCUAUAAACGCAUCACAGAACGCAUGGGAAAUAUUUACACUGUAUCUAACCAAGACUAUGAACUGUUGUUUCAAACCAUCUCUGUUCUGUGGUUUUUUCCUUCUCAUGUUUCAUUUAGGUGUAUAGAAGUGUAGUAGAUAUGGUUCGUAGUGUUGUGAAGGCGCUGGAGUUACAUGGGCAGUACCCACCCUUUAUCAAGGCAAGUUUUAUGUAAAUACAUUUCUGUUCUAAGCUUAACAGUGAGGCCUUCACAGCACAUAGUGCUGUUGGACUUCGUGUCCCCAACAUUGUUUGGUGAGGGCUUCAGUUAACUGUUUAUUCAUUCAUGCUCAUGUUUUGUGUUCAUAGUUUUGAUGGGUAAAUACGCCAUCUACCUUAAAUUGGUGAAGCACUAAAUGAAAUGGUAUAUGUAUUGUUGUAAAACUGUAUUGCAAUAAACUGUGGUAAAAAUGUAAGACUCUUCUUUGCGGGACGUUGGUGGGAAAAGAGACGUCACAGCAGGUUUGUAAAACUACAUGAUGAUUGUGCUUGUGCUUCUAUUGUCUUGAAGAUGAACAUCAGCAGAAAUGUGCAUCUGUGCUUUUAAUUUUUUGUUCAGUUUAAAUUGAAAAUGUUGGUAAAUGUCUUAUGUUUUGCUAGAAGGCGAUUUUUUUCUAAUACUGAUGCUCUGUACAUGGCACUGGCAGGCCUGUCGUUACGCACUGAGUGCAUUGUACAGCUGCAUAACUUCCGGGUGGCUGGUGGCUGUAGUGCUAAAACUCAGAUUUCUCUUCUCCCUGUAGCGAUGCCAUGGGGGACUGGCUGAGGCCCUGUCUCAGUGUAGCCCUGUUUCAGCCUGAGGCAAGUCUCACCAUUUUCUGUCUUCUCAUUCAUUACCAGGGGCCCUCACAGCUUACACGCUGUUGGAUCUCGAUGUCCCCAAACUUGCAGCAAGUUUGGUGAAGGCCCUUGUUUGUGUUGUUGCGUUUAGGCACCAUUUUGUAAAUUCAGUAAAUUAUAUUCUUUCUUGUUAAGCUCCUAUGUGCCAUUGAACCUCGAUUAUUAAUUGAGAGCAUCAGGAAGCUCUGUUUUCAUUGAAUAACUCAUUUUACUAAAAGUCUAGAGCUAUUGAAUGGAACAAUAUUCCUUUACAAGCUUUUGUUAAGUAUUCCUACACUCCACAGCUGUCUGAAAUAUAUUAAUGGCCUGUGGUUAAGAGCCACACAUGGACACCAUUAGAUUUGUCACCUACAGCCAUAUAUAUAAAUACAUUCAAUGUUUGUUGAGAGGUUUGUGAUGAAGAAAUGACUUUCCAUAUGCUUGUAAAUGGCUUUACCACUUAAUCCUGUUUGUUUUAUCAGCUUUCCUCACUUGAUCAUUUGAAUUUAACUACUUACAUGAUGGAGAGUCUCUACCAGUCACAGGUUAGUUAAAGCUGUAAGUACCACUGCUGUAAUUCUAAUUCCUGUCGACCUGUCUUUUGUGUGCACCAGAGAUGUGAACUCUGUCAACUCAAGUCACUAUUUUGAUGACUUGGAACUUGACUUGACAGAAAAUAGAUCUGACUUGGACUUGGAAGCUGAAGACUUGUGACCUGACUUGACUUGAGACAUGAUGACUCGAGUGACUUGUCUUUGUACAUUUUGUUUUCAGUUAAAUUUUUUUGUAGUCUGGCUGUCAGUAUUUCACUUUCUAAAAGUGAUGAGGAUUGAGUAUUUUGUGAUUGAGAAGUAGUACUUAAUUGUAUUUUUUUAGAUAACUCCAAAAAACAAAGAAAAAGGUCAAUUCAUUGUUAUACUUUUUGAACAGGUUAUAUAAUUGGCCAAUAAUAGAAUUUAUUUGACAGGUACUAACACCUUGUUCUCUUUAUAAAGACUGGAUACUGCAGGUAAAAAACAUUUCUUGUGGAGGGACUUGACAAAACUUUACCUGUGAUUUGACUGGAAUUGACUUCCCAAGAAAAAUUACUUGAGACUUAUUUAGACUAACUGACUUUAUUCACCUGUCUGGUGUGCACACAUAAUGAGUUCUUGAAGAUUGUCAUCUAGAGAUCCUUUUUAAAAAGACAAAAAAUAGCCCACAACACUUCUUAAACAUCUCACGCUAAUGACAGCCAAUGAUUCAGUAUGGCCUCAUGGAAUAACUGUCAAACAAAUUACAGUGAGUACUUGAGUCUGCAACAAAUUUCUUUCCUCUAGUUCUGCUUAUCGUGAUCAGUAUUUCAACUAGUUUUUGGUGGUUUAAAGUAUUGGCUUAAUGCUUUACACAAGUAAUACAGACAGAGUCUUUGCUGGUAAGUAUGGGCUUGUUUAUCAUUUAUCCACUUAAUAUUAAGCGGUUGUUUACUUUAACUCUGUGUAAGAGAUUAUCGGACAAUGAUGAUAUGGUGCAAGAUAUUAUCACACAUUAUAGUUUUAUAGGAAAAAAAAAAGAUUUCACACAUUUCCUCAGGUCGUUGCCAAUGUAUGAAUGUCUACUGUUUUUCCUUAAAUAACCCAGUAUUUUUAUUUUUUUAUUUUUAUUUUUUUUUAAUGUCACCACUCAACAUUGUCUAAAUGGCUAAAAUCCGCCAGUGAGAUUAGACAUUUAAGUUAAGAAAUGUCAUGUAUUUCCUUCCAUUUAUUAAAGGAGCAAAUUACUGGAAGGUUGUCUUCACAAAUUCAGUAUUUACCUUAUGGUCAUAUUGGAAGUAAUUCAACUCAAGGAAAUUGCUUCUGAAAACCCGUGGUGUCUGAAAUAAAAUUUUUAUUAAAAGACUGAAGUGUCAUGUUUUUUUUUUUUUUGAAGAACAACUUCAUUCAACACUAUUCUCAUCUACAGGGAUCCGAAACAUUUUUGUUACAAGGAUGGUUUUGACAGACUGGAUGCAUUAUUGCAUUUGAAACAUGACAUAUAGGCAUGUUGUUAUUUAAAGGCCGUAUAAUGGUCAAUGCAAAAUAAGUAUUUUAAAACCAUCAUGAAAUUGUCUACUUUUUUUAUACACAAACAUAAGGCAUACUUUAUACAUACUGGUACAAUUCAAUUUAACUUCUCAGAACUUUUCAACAUCACAAGUGUUACAUUUUAAUUAAAAAAGAAAAUACAGAAUGCUUUUGAGAUUCAAAGUUUCAAGCAACAACAACAAAUGCAUAACCUCUAAAUACCUUUACCUUCAAAUCUCAAACCUGUAAAAGUCUUUGACAUUUGAAAACAUGAAAUUGUCUGCUUUCUAUCAAACAAACAUGAGGCAGACUCUGUCUACUGGUACAAUUCAUCUACACUUCUCAGUUCAUUGAAAAAAUAAGUUUUAAGUAUUAAUACAGAAAGAAAAUACAAAAAAA